AUGAGUGACUUCGCCUUCAGAACUAAAAAGGAUAAGAAGCUUAAAGAAUCAGAUUUAUUGGCGCUUAAUCCUUACUCUCUAUGGAGGCAUUCAUUACACUCUGUGAUUAAUGUCAGACCUGAAAUUUUUGAUACAAACGCUACUCGAACUGACAUAUCAGUUGGAAUAGUUGCUGUAUCUUUAUAUCAUCUCGAGAGAAACAUGCGAUGGUCUGGUCUAGAGCUCUCAUCUCGCCACUACUGCUGGACUGAUAUGAAGAAUAGAGAUCCGGCAUCAAUAUCUGAUAUUGUAUCAUAUCAAAUAUGUCAUAAUCUCGUACAAUUUGCACAAGAAAGUGUAUUAAGACUAUCAGAUCCUUCUCCAACUCGAAUUCUUACUCAACUUAAGGAGUUAUCUCACAUUCCUCACAACAAACGAUGUUUAUUCAUAUACAAUGGUCAUGGUGCCCCUGAACCGAUAUCAGCAUCUGGAAUUAUGCUGUCACCAGAUGAAUCUCUUGGGGGAGAUCAAAUUACAGCAAGACAAUUGAUUACAUCAAUGCCAUUACCAUCGUGCUUCAUCUUUGAUGCAGAUUUUUCCGGUUUACUUUUUGAUGAUUUUUCAGAUCCUACGAUACAAAGCGACAGAUUUGGUUUCUUUUCAUGCGGUCCGAAAGAAAAUCUACCACAUCGAAUAGGUUUGCCGUCAGAUCUCUUUACUUCCUGUUUAUUAACCCCUGCUUUUGUUGCUAUGCUUUGGGGAUCAAGACAGUUCUACGCUUUUACGUCAGGUGGAUUACACGAAUUCCCUUUAAGCUAUUUCAGCGAUGAAAACGGUGUCAGACCUCAUUUACACUCAUUUGCUUACGAAAUUGAACGAUUACUUACUACUUUGGUGCAUGCAAUGGCAUAUUCGAUGAUUCCUGCCGACAUGCUAUACAACUGUUUCUUCAGAGACGCGAAAGUCGGAAAAUUAUUUGUAAAUUUCUGUCUUGCCAGAAGAAUUGGAGCCGAAAUUGGCUUCAAACCCAUGUGUUAUCCGGCAAUACCCGACUUUUCACAGCACAUUCUUUGGGAAUACUUCGAUUUGUACUUGGAUCGCGUUUUAUUACGAUUAACUCAAAUGGACAGCAACAUUUCAGUUCCUCAAGCCACCAUUUCAGGUGAUUUCUCAUCAUUCCUUGCAGAUGCUCUAACAGCAAUCGAACAUAUCCUAGAUAUCAGAGUUUUCGAGACGAUUCCAAACGAAAUUUCCCUUUUACCACUUAUUCUAUCCGAUCCAUCGCUUGCCAAAGCGGGAAUCAAAGCGGUUACUCGUUUCAUUGACAUUGGCGAAGAAACAAUUCGAAAUGUGAUUUGUUCUGGCAUGAUGCCGAUCAUGAUUUCGAUGCCGUACAACAUGGACAACGACCUCUUACUCCCUGUCGCAUAUUGCCUCGCUAAAAUGCAGUCGUACGCGUUGACAACAGACUCAAUCAUCAGAAAUUUCACGAAAUCAACUUUACAAAUCCGAAAUCCUUUGUUUGAGACAUAUAAAACAAUAAAGGAUGAGCGGUAUUUGUUGAUUGCGUUAGUCCUGAUGACAGUCGGAAUGCAUAUGGAGUACGGAGACAAUGCAAACGACAUAGAACCUGAAAUCUUUAAGAUAUUAGUUGACGCGAUAUCAUCUAGUUCGAUGGUUGUUGCUUAUUGGGCUAUUCUAUAUCUAUCUGAGUUCUUACAACUUGUUCCUGAGCCAAGAAACAUAAUGGAAGAAUUCAGAAUUUUGGAAAAAAUUCAAAAUUUACAAAAAAGUGACAACCCAGAAAUCCGUGCUGUUUGUAUUGCUAUACAGAUAUCCGGCAUUGACUUUGAGAGUGAAAUACCAGAAUAUGUUGAAAGUGUCUUCGAAAGAUUGAGUAAUGAUGCGAUGAAUGAUCCAUCAAUAAUUGUUCGAACAGAAAUAUUAAUUUUGUUACAAAGAUUUUUGGAAAGUGAAAAUUGUUUCACGGAAGAAUAUUCUAAAUCUCUUCAACUUUGUAACAAAUACUUAAAGAUAUUAAUCAAUGAUCCGCACCAAGAAAUCUGUGACCUUGCAACUGCUCUCCUUUCAACAGUCAACUCAAAAAUUCAAGCUCCAACUGGAUUUUCCACUUCACUUUUGAUUGGCUCGAUACAUUCAUUUUUAGCCAGUCAGUUUAGUAAAUUCGAGAACUACACUAUGCCUCCAUUCUGUCUUCAGUCAACGCGCAUUGCGAAGAGAGAACGAGAAGACAUAAUUUCAGCUCCUUUGAUCGAUAAAGCUUCAUCUGAAUACAAUUUCAUUGAAGUCGAUCAUUACAAACACCACAAACAGAUUGUUACGAAACCUUUCUUCUUAAGUAACAAAGUUAUAUGUGGAGAUAUUGAAGGAAACAUUCUUGUUAGAAAUACAACAAGUCAUGAAAUAGAAUUCGAAUUUCCUUGGCAAUAUUUCUUUUCAAGAGCGAUUUCUCCUAAAAAUCUCAAGGAUUUUCUGCCGAUGUCUGAAUCAAGCGUGAUGCUGACAACAAGUAGAGGUGAUGUAUCAUUUGUUAAUAAUAUAACAUUGCCUAUUCCGAAAGUUAUUGAUUCGUUUUCGAUUUUACAAAACGAAAGUCAAAAAAAUCAAAAAGAUUUGUUUUGUUCUUAUAAGUUUUCUCAUUACGAGAUGAAUCUUUUCUGUAGUUGCUCAAAGGGAAUAUUAAGGAGAUGGGAUAUAUCUAGUUGCAACUUCUUGAAUGACUUAAAUGUCUGUGAUUCUUGUAUAAAUAACAUUUGUUUGAACAGAAAUUCAUCAAAAUCUGUUCUUAUCGCGUCUGACGAUUUUAGAGUUAUAGAUUUGAGGCAAAACAAUAGUAGUUCUAUUGUUAUUAAUACUCCAUCGAAAGUAACAUGUAUUCACCAGUCAUUGCACUCUGCAGAAGAGUUUUUCGUUGUUUUGGGAAAUGGAAAUGUCAUGGAUUUUGAUAUAAGAUUCCCACAAACAAUGAAACAGAUGAAUAUUGAAAAUGCUGUUGGAAUAGAAUCCCUUGCUUGGGCUCCUUUAGUUAUUGCGCAUACUAAAGGUAUUGAAGCAUUGGAUUUAAGAAAGAGAUCUUUCAACAUUUUGAACGCUGCUUUUCCAAAUGUCAAAAUUGAUAGAGUUGAUUACGUCAAAGCUUGCAAGAAAAUGAAUGUCAUCGAGGCUAUUUUUAAUGGCGCGGUGAUGUCAACUAUCCAAAUUAAUUAA
Trichomonas vaginalis G3 is the source of this 3207-nucleotide messenger RNA. Its product is annotated as TOR signaling. NCBI's taxonomy places the organism in Eukaryota, Parabasalia, Trichomonadida, Trichomonadidae. The record is from RefSeq and is a predicted model, not a curated record. Gene Ontology annotation, molecular function: protein-macromolecule adaptor activity; protein binding. Gene Ontology annotation, cellular component: TORC1 complex; cytoplasm. The transcript has a single exon. Gene Ontology annotation, biological process: cellular response to amino acid stimulus; TOR signaling; regulation of autophagy. The coding region runs from base 1 to 3207 and encodes 1068 amino acids.